UCUCUCUACAAGAGCACUUGACCUUUUGACCAAUGGAAGACACCCGUCAUGCGAUCCGCCAAGGGCGCGUCUUGGCGGAUGAAGGGCUCUAUGAGCACGCGAUGGAGACGUGGAAGGCGGCGCUGAGCGGUGCGUACGCUUUGCAAGACUAUGCAGGGAUGUUUGUACUUUCCGGGAACAUCGGCGAGGCCUGUGUGCGGAUUGCAAUGCAAUCAAAGGAGAGCUCCAGAGCUUCGAAGCUGCUGCACGAGGCCGUGGAAAAUCUGGACUACGCGCUGCAGAUUGUGGAGCAGUGUUCGCUCCGGGAUGUUCUUGGUGGUUAUCGAGUGCUGUAUCAGGGUGUGAGGCGCGCAGAGAUGUUGAAAGUGAAAGCGCAGAAGUUGAUCAACAAACUGCAGGUGGUUGAGGAGGAGGUUGAGGCGAAGAGGGAGGUAUUGCCAUGUACGACGUGUGGAGGGGUGGGAGAGGAGAUUGUGCUGGACGAGAAUGAUGGUUGUUACUACUGCAAGAGGUGCUAUGAUGAGUACUAUGCUGCUAAAGACGACGUUUCGGCUCCAGUAGACUUGGCUAUUGGCAAGGAGAAGAAGGUUGAUACAUGUGGCCUGGAUGUAGAUGACAGAGCCACCGACACUCAGUGGGCAGCUCAGCUUGAUUAUCAAGACAGUGGCAAUGAUGCGAUGCCUACGGAUGAACAAGUUGAAGCAAUUGAAGUUGCCCCAAUUCGCAAGGAUAAACAGAUAGAUGAGGUUGCUAAAGAGACGAGCGAGGAAAUAACGCAAAGGGUUAUCGAGGGGAAUAAUGCUGAGAAGUUGACGCAAGAUCGAGUUCGAUAUGAGCGUGUGGAACUGGGAUCGCUAGCAGAUUUCCUGGCAGGAAAGCUCCACUUGGAGAAUGAACCGCAGCAGCUCGAGACCCAACGGAACAGUGGUUCGAAAGACGCAGGAGUGUUUUCGACGAAAGCGACAGAUGGAUGUGGACAAGAAGAGGUUAGCGAGGAACCUGUUGCCAACACCAAGGAUCAGAGCGAUGGAACAGCAAAUCCAGCUGAAUUGGAUGAGGAUGGAGCAUGCGUAGAAGAAGCACCGGCUCUGAGUGAAACUGAAGAUACAGCAGAAAAUAUCCCUGACAAGCUUGAGUACUCGAUAGCCCAACUACUAGAAAUCCGGAAGAUUUCGCCCAGUGACUGUCCGGAGACUCUUCUGGUAUCACCCGUGCGCGACGACGGCACAGCUUCGACUCCGGCUCGUAAUAAGCCCAACAACUCGCGAAAGAAGUCGAACGCGAAGAAGACUUCGAGUGACCUCACAUAGGGAGAGCAACGCGGACCCCAGCCACUGUAGCCAAGCUGCAACAUCAGAGAAGCCAACCAUCUCACCACUACCGACGUUGGAGCUGUGCGCUGCGAUGCGCAAGGGCCUGCAGGAGCACCAAGAGCGCCAGGCAGACAGCGGUGCCAUUUGCGACAACUCGAUGGCUCCUGGCUCAACCGAGGUUCUCAUGACGGCGGCGGCGCUGCUAAACGGACCCGACAAUGGCGUUAGUGUCCCAUAGUAGCAGAAUGAGGGGAGCCUUGCUGUGAAAGGCUGAAGUAUCUUCGAUCUCGUCAAUCACGAUUCCGUAAUCACUGCGAUCACGGUUGUAAUUAAUUUGGAGGCUUAAUUAAUGCGGUGCUGUGAUUGGCCAAUCAGUGUCGGCUACAAAAAAUUGACGUCAUCCUUCAGAACAAUCUGCAAACUAUUCGAUAUCACAGUC
Molecule: messenger RNA, 1752 nt
Organism: Phytophthora nicotianae INRA-310
Lineage: Eukaryota; Oomycota; Peronosporomycetes; Peronosporales; Peronosporaceae
Exons: 2
Coding region: 33-1310 (425 amino acids)
Source: RefSeq, a predicted model, not a curated record